Messenger RNA from Vigna unguiculata (cowpea), 1050 nucleotides. Its product is annotated as transcription factor bHLH146-like. The record is from RefSeq and is a predicted model, not a curated record. Gene Ontology annotation, biological process: regulation of DNA-templated transcription. Lineage: Eukaryota; Viridiplantae; Streptophyta; Magnoliopsida; Fabales; Fabaceae.
UGCUAGUGAACUUCACUCCCUCAUCUCAAAAACCCCUAUAACUUCAACAAUCCUCAACACUAACUCUACCACAACCACACCAUUCCCUAAAAGCUUGUUUUUGCCUUCUUUUUCCUUAACAUUGCUGACAAAAAACAACCACUACUACCUCUGUCUCUCCCCCACCUUUUUUUUCUUUGCACAAUUUUGCACCCUUUUAGCUUCUAUUCCCACUCACAAUAAUUCUUCUUCUCCAUCUUCUUCUUCCACCCUUUAUGCUUCUUCCUUACACUUAUUUUUUUUCUUUAGAUACAAAAGGUGUUUGUUCGGAAUAUUACACAAACACAUGGAGGGUCAACAACCUGCUAAACGCAGACGCGUAUACUCACUCGAACCCAACAAAGUGGAACAAGCAGCGUUUGCUAGAAGCUACAUGAACUAUUUGGUGCCGGCAUUGAUGAAGAUCAAGGAAAGAAUUACCUCUUCAGAGCACUGUGAUGAUAUUCAGAAUGUUGUCAAGUAUGAAGUGGACAUGGCAAUGGUGCACUCGGCGCAGGGUUUUGCAUGGAGCGAUGCUCUAAGCGUGAAGCUUCAGAGAAAUAAUAGAGCCAAUGCAGAUAGUGACACAACCAGCAAUGAAGAGGCUGGUGAAGCUUCAUCAAGGGUUUGUGGCAAAAGUGGUGAAAUGGUGCCAUUGAACAACCAUUUUCCUUCAAACCCUAGCUUGAAGCCUAGAAGAAGAAGAAGGGGUUUGAGAGAAGAAGAAGAAGAUGAAGAUGAGUUGAAGAGCCUUAGAAUGUUGAUACCUGGUGGAGAAGAGAUGUGUAGUGAACAAAUGGUGACAGAGCUUCAAAGCUAUGUAAGCUGUUUGCAAAUGCAGGUGAACAUUCUUCAGUGCCUCGCAGAGACACAUUGAUUCAUUCAUAUGUUUCUGCUUUUUUGCUUUUUUCAUAAAGCCAUUACCACUGUUAUUAUAUGUCUCUGUGUUCCACAUAUAAUAUAUAUUCUCAAUUACCAAAUCAACUUCAUCAAUAUUCUAUCUUUUGCUAGCUAUAAUGUAUUCUGAAUAUC